Molecule: messenger RNA, 1107 nt
Organism: Branchiostoma belcheri (Belcher's lancelet)
Lineage: Eukaryota; Metazoa; Chordata; Leptocardii; Amphioxiformes; Branchiostomatidae
Product: collagen alpha-1(X) chain-like
Exons: 3
Coding region: 1-879 (292 amino acids)
Molecular function (GO): protein binding
Source: RefSeq, a predicted model, not a curated record
AUGUCUAGCCUAUUUGGAACAGCAAACCUCUUCGUUGCGUUGUUUUUUCUUUCCUUCAGCAGUGUUUUCUACCCUGUAAGUGGGGAAGAAGAAGAGGGAGCAUGCCCAAAGAAUCCGUGUGAGAUCAAGGUCAUUGCUGCACCAGGACCCCCGGGACCUCCAGGCCCUCCAGGUCCGGUAGGUGAUGGCGGGGGUACAGUGUCCGUCGGACCGCCGGGGCCUCCGGGACCGUCGGGGCCUCCAGGACUGCCGGGGCUUUCAGGACGGCCCGGUCCCAAAUGCAAACCUGGCUGUAUUCCAGACAUGCUUGGGCCAAGGGACGGGCCACGUGGAUAUCCUGGGCUGCCUGGGCUGCCUGGACAGGAUGGACCGCCUGGACAGUCUGGACCGUCUGGAUCUCCUGGACCGUCUGGACCGCCUGGACUGUCUGGACCGUCUGGACCGCCUGGAUCUCCUGGACAGAGAGGCCCGCCUGGACCCAGCCCUCCCGCUGUGGCGUUUUUUGCGGCUCUAAGCUCCGGCACAGACGUCCUUGCACCCGUGCUGGCAUACGAUGUCAUCCACACCAACGUGGGCGGAGGCUACGACAGGGAGACCGGGAAGUUCGUGGCCACGACGCGCGGCGUGUACACCUUCACAUUCACGGCGAGGAAGGGCGCAGCGGCCGACUCCCGUUGCACCGUUUCGCUGGUGAAGAACGGGGUGAAGAUCGUGUCUCUGACCGCGCAGGGCGGGCAGACCCAGGCAAGCAGCACCGCCGUCUUACUCCUCAGGCGCACGGACCAGGUGUGGAUGAUGCUCUCCGACGGGUACCUAGAGAGUGAUGCCAGCGGAGAAGCCACCUUCUCUGGAGUACUGAAUGCUUUGGAAGACGAGUAGACGACAUUAAAAGUUUUGCCGUUGUCGAGAAGGUUAUGUGUUAGGUACACCAUAUAUAAAGCGAUUUUAACCGGUUGUCUUCAGUUCAUCAUCAUCAUUGGCAGUCCAGUCUCGGAAGACUAUCUUGUCGCCAACCUGGGAGUGCAUCGUCUACUGUUGCUACCACGAUCAGUUAACCAUGAUGCAUUAGAAAAACUCUGUAAAUUCGUAUACAAAUGUCUAUUAAGA